Molecule: messenger RNA, 916 nt
Organism: Pelagomonas calceolata
Lineage: Eukaryota; Pelagophyceae; Pelagomonadales; Pelagomonadaceae
Source: the annotation of a GenBank genome assembly
GGAGCUAAUUAUCAAGGGGGGGGGGGCGCAUGCAGCGCUUCCAAAUCCAAAGCAGGGACAGGAAGCGCGCGACGGCGAUGGAGAGCGACCGCGACGGCGCGAUCAAGCGGAGAAAAGGAGGGCGACGAGCGCCAGGAGGCCGACGGCGCGGGGCGCGGCGGCGUCGACGACGGUCGACGACGUGGUGUGCGGGCAGUUCGCGGGCAGCCACUGGGGCGUCAGGCCGCUCCACGAAUACGCUGCGCAGUCGGUCUGGGAUAUGAACGAGACGCAGUCGUAGCUGGUGGUGUCUUCUCCGGUCGCCUGGAUGGAGUGGCGGAGCAAAAAGUCGGACGGGCAGCAGCCCGCGGCCCCCGCCAGGUCCGUCGCGCCGCUACAACCGGCGAACGCGUUGCCGUACACGAAGGCGCAGCAGGUGCCGUCCGCGGCCGCGUCCGCGACGCCGUCCUGGUCGUUGUCGCGGAAGCCUUUGGGGGUCGGCGGCGGCGUCAGCUGAGGGGCCGGCGUCGGAGCCGGCGUCGGCAGAAAGUGCGGACACUGAAAGGACAUCCAGAUGGGCGUCUCGGUGCCCCAGGGGGCGCUCCACGAGUACGCGGUGCAGUCGGUCUGGGACAUGAACGAGAUGCAGUCCCACUUGGUGGUGUCUUCGUUGCCGUCGGACCCGAUGGAGUAGCGGUGGAGGAAGCCGGCCGGGCAGCAGCCCGCGGUCCCCGCCAGGUCCGUCGCGCUGCUACACUCACUGAGCGCGUUGCCGUACUUGAGAGCGCAGCAGGUAUCGGCCGCGGCGGCGUCCGCCACGCCGUCGCCGUCGAGGUCCGCGGCCCGGGCUGCCCCGAGGCACAGCAGAAGGGCAAUGGACUUCAUCUUGGCUAUGUGCAGCAAAAAUAGUGGUCUGGGCAGCGCCGCGCGCGCCCGG